Molecule: messenger RNA, 1999 nt
Organism: Myripristis murdjan (pinecone soldierfish)
Lineage: Eukaryota; Metazoa; Chordata; Actinopteri; Holocentriformes; Holocentridae
Gene: nipa2
Product: NIPA magnesium transporter 2
Exons: 6
Coding region: 333-1430 (365 amino acids)
Biological process (GO): magnesium ion transport
Cellular component (GO): membrane
Molecular function (GO): magnesium ion transmembrane transporter activity
Source: RefSeq, a predicted model, not a curated record
GGGGAGCAGUGCAGUGCGGCAGGCAGGCAGGCAGGCAGUCGUCAAGCUCGGUCGUUGCUGCCUGGCGAAUGGAGAGAGCACUAUGAUCUUUAGCCAAUGUGCAAGGAAGCAGGCUUUCGGCUAGCUAACCUCUGGCUGCCAUCACCAUCUUGUUCGGCAAAGCAGGUAUUUUUGGACAUGUAUCUUAGAUGUGACGUCUCAAAACUAGCCAGCCGCCGGCGGUGCCUGGAAAGUCAUUAGGCAUUUGGGCCGGCCAGAACUGCUCUCUUGGCCAGCAUCUUCAGUGCUGGGUUGUAAAUGUGACAGACUGUAUCAACACUUCGAACCGCACUAUGGGUCAGGACAGAGGGAAGUAUGAUUUUUACAUUGGUCUUGGACUGGCCAUCAGCUCCAGCAUCUUCAUUGGAGGAAGUUUUAUCCUCAAGAAGAAAGGGCUUCUGAGACUGGCAAGGAAGGGAUCAAUGCGAGCAGGCCAGGGUGGUCAUGCAUAUUUAAAAGAGUGGCUGUGGUGGGCUGGUUUACUGUCAAUGGGGGCUGGGGAGGCAGCCAACUUUGCAGCAUAUGCCUUUGCUCCUGCGACUCUGGUUACCCCGCUGGGAGCGCUCAGUGUGCUUGUCAGCGCGGUCCUGUCAUCAUACUUCCUGACAGAGCGGUUGAACCUGCAUGGGAAGCUUGGCUGCUUGCUCAGUAUCUUGGGCUCCACCACCAUGGUAAUCCAUGCUCCCCAAGAAGAAGAAAUCAGCAGCCUUGAUGACAUGGCCAGGAAGCUGGUUGACCCAGGAUUUUUGGUCUUUGCAACUCUUGUCAUCAUUGUGGCUCUCAUCUUCAUAUUCGUCGUGGGUCCCCGCCAUGGUCAAACCAAUAUUCUUGUCUACAUCACAAUCUGCUCAGUAAUUGGGGCGCUGUCAGUGUCCUGUGUGAAAGGACUGGGUCUUGCAAUAAAGGAAGCAAUUGGUGGGAAAUUUGUGGUGGGAAAGCCAUUGGCAUGGAUCCUGCUGCUGGGCCUGGUUGCCUGUGUGAGCACACAGAUCAACUACCUGAACAAAGCUCUGGACAUAUUCAACACCUCCCUGGUGACUCCCAUCUACUAUGUGUUCUUUACCACAUCUGUACUGACCUGUUCAGCGAUCCUCUUCAAGGAGUGGGAGCACAUGGGCACAGAUGAUGUGAUCGGUACCCUCAGCGGCUUCCUCACCAUCAUCGUGGGCAUUUUCCUACUUCACGCUUUUAAAGACAUUAGCGUUAGCCUGGCCACUCUUGCUGUGUCCAUGAGGAAGGAGGAAAGGCCCUUUCCUGCAGCAAAUGGCAUGGCUUCCCACAGUACCUAUGAACUAUUACAUAAUGACUCAACUGAGGACAUGGAGGACAGAGAAUUGGGCUUGCCUUUUGAUAGCGUUUCUAGAAGGAAUGGUGCAAUGACUGCCCAGUAGGAUCAUAAAGGAACUUGUUGCAGCCCCCUACUGACUCAGCAACCAUGACACUGCUACAGGCAUGGUAUAUGAGAACCUUAAGACAAUCAGCUGUAGGGGGAAAGCUGACAUGGAUGGACCAAUCGAUUGUACUUAAUUUUUUCAUUUGCCUUAUUUUUCUCAGAAUAUGACUUGAUUAGUCUAGUACACUUAGAACUUUAUUUCAUUCCUGUGUAGCUCUGUAAAUACUGAGUUUUUUUAAGAGACAUUUUGUUAUAUUCUGUACAACUAUCUGCAUAUACAUGCACUGACUUGCUUUCUAUAAAUCAAUAGAUAAAAUGUUUUAAUAUAUUCUAUAUAUGAGAUGAGGGUCCUGCUGAAUAUGGAUAUAUUUAAAAGGGCAGUCACUGCGUUUUUUGUUUUCGUGAUACUUGAAAGUAACAAUUUUUGUUGGAAGUCACCAUGAACUUUUUUGUAUCAUUUACAUAAAAAGCUCUUACGAUCAACCAACGGAUUUGUUACAUAUUUAUUGAAUUAAAAUGAUUAAAACAUUUGAAAAACAAGGCACAGUGAAUAAAUGCUUAACAUGA